Molecule: messenger RNA, 264 nt
Organism: Prorocentrum cordatum
Lineage: Eukaryota; Dinophyceae; Prorocentrales; Prorocentraceae
Source: the annotation of a GenBank genome assembly
GAACGCUCGCAGUCAGGGCGCUCGGCCAGCCAAGCCAGCUUGCCCUUCCUGGGCGGCGCCGGCGGCAGCAGCGGCUCGUCGAGCCCCGCGGCGCCAGCGCCGCGAGCCCGGGCGGCGGGCAGCCCCGAGAGCGCGGACGGCGUCGUGCCGUUCGGCGCCGGCGCCGGAUCGCGGGAGGACAGCGGGCCAGGGUCCGCGGGCUCCGAUUCCCCCGUCAGCGUCGACAGGGUGCUCAGGGAGCUCGACGAGCUGUGCAGGGAGUGA